Messenger RNA from Morone saxatilis (striped sea-bass), 1842 nucleotides. RefSeq names its product triosephosphate isomerase. Gene Ontology annotation, cellular component: cytosol. Gene Ontology annotation, molecular function: triose-phosphate isomerase activity. The record is from RefSeq and is a predicted model, not a curated record. The transcript is spliced from 7 exons. NCBI's taxonomy places the organism in Eukaryota, Metazoa, Chordata, Actinopteri, Moronidae. Gene Ontology annotation, biological process: glycerol catabolic process; gluconeogenesis; glyceraldehyde-3-phosphate biosynthetic process. The coding region runs from base 28 to 942 and encodes 304 amino acids.
AUGAACCAUAAAGCUGUUUGACUCUGUAUGAACCCAGAUGAGCAGAAGAAGAGGGACCUUUCGCCGGUGUCGACUCUGAUAUUUCCGACAGCCCCUGACGUACACACCGUCCGGAGUCAUCCUGCGGCUGAGCUGACCCUCCGGACCCCCCAACACCUGCUCUCCUCACCGGGAACCCGCCACCUGCAGCCGGCCAUGGCGCUCCGGAGGUUCUUCGUGGGAGGAAACUGGAAGAUGAACGGGAACAAGGAGAGUCUGGAAGAGCUGAUCACCACCCUGAACACCGCCAGCCUGCACGACGAGACCGAGGUGGUGUGUGCUGCUCCCUCCAUCUACCUGGACUUUGCUCGGUCUAGUCUGGAUCCCAGGAUCGGUGUCGCAGCCCAGAACUGCUACAAGGUGGCCAAGGGAGCGUUUACAGGGGAGAUCAGUCCGGCCAUGAUAAAGGACUGCGGGGUGGACUGGGUGAUCCUGGGACACUCUGAGCGCCGUCAUGUCUUUGGGGAAGGUGACGAGCUGAUUGGCCAGAAGGUGGCUCACGCUCUGGAGAGUGACCUGGGUGUGAUCGCCUGCAUCGGGGAGAAGCUGGAGGAGCGGGAGGCGGGCACCACAGAAGAAGUGGUCUACGCUCAGACGCAGGUCAUUGCAGAGAAUGUGAAGGACUGGGGGAAAGUGGUGCUGGCAUAUGAACCUGUGUGGGCCAUCGGCACAGGCAAGACAGCUUCACCUGAACAGGCUCAGGAGGUCCACGAGAAGCUGAGGGCGUGGCUCAGAGCGAACGUGUCAGAUGACGUGGCCGACUCUGUGCGCAUCAUCUACGGAGGUUCAGUGACGGGAGCUAACUGCAAAGAGCUGGCGUCUCAGGGUGACGUAGACGGCUUCCUGGUGGGCGGAGCCUCUCUCAAACCAGAAUUCAUCGACAUCAUCAACGCUCGUGCGUAACAGACACGGGAAACGGCUCCAUCGGGACCAAUGAAAGACACCCUUUAGAUCAUCACCAUGUGUCUGCAAACUGGGCCGACUGAUCCGCAGUGUGUGGAAGUAGAGAACGUUUUAUUUUGAAAAUUGGAUGAGGUAAAUACAGGGCGGUAGGAUUCAGUAAAUAUCAACCCUUUUUUGUUGUGUUUUGGUGUUAUUUGUGGGAAUUUAGCUCUUUUAUUUGUCAUAUUACAGUUAACAGUCAAACUACUGUAUUUUUCUGUUCUUAUUCCCAAUUUCUAACGUUGUUGUGUUACAUAAUCAAAUGUACUUCACCUUGAUUGUCUGUGUUGCAAGGAUUCAAGUUCAGCUUCAGGGAGAAACGGGGAGUGUGCACAGUCUCGUUUUCAGAUGACUUUUUUCCUGUUUUACUUUCAUUAUUCAAGAGGUGAAACAAGACAGUUUAGAGGAGAGAGAGGAAAUAUAAAAUUAAUAUCUGAUGCAAACAAUUCAGUGUUUCUUUGAUCUCCUCAUAAAACUGCUGAUGUUCAGAUACGUGAAGGAUCAGUCAGCUCAGGUUGUUUGUGUGUUUGCUAACAGACUGAUAACAGUGUUGUAAUGUUGUAUUAUUGAUGCACUCUCACUUAACUGCACUAAAUGUUACUUCAGGGUCCUUGACAAUAAAAGCUAUGGACAGAAUGUACUUAAAUAUAUAACAUAAAUAUAUAUACAUAUGUAUAUGUAUCAGCUGGUACUCAGCUAUGAGCAGUCGGGGACUUUUAUUGUGAAGUUGUCACUAAUAGGCACUAAAGCUUUAUGUAGUUAACACUGCACUAUGUGUGCUUAACACAUGACAUUGUGUGUUCAUCGCAUGAAUAAGGAGGAUGUGACCAAUGUUAGGAACUGAGUGAAUAAAUAAAUAAA